Messenger RNA from Suillus bovinus, 1243 nucleotides. RefSeq lists its product as uncharacterized. Gene Ontology annotation, molecular function: actin binding. Lineage: Eukaryota; Fungi; Basidiomycota; Agaricomycetes; Boletales; Suillaceae. The transcript is spliced from 3 exons. The record is from RefSeq and is a predicted model, not a curated record. Bases 1 to 1062 code for a protein of 353 amino acids.
AUGGCGUCCUCUGAACUGUUGAAACAGAUUCAGAUGGGCAGGAAGCUGAAGAAAACCGAAACACAUGACCGGAGUGCUCCUGUGAUUGACGGAAAGGCGAAUGGUGGUGGUGGUGGUGGUGGUGGUAUUGCUGCUGCUGCUGCUUCACGUGGAGCGCCAUCGAUGGGAGGAGGACCUCAACUUGGUGGAUUGUUUGCUGGAGGUGUUCCUAAAUUGAAGUCUAGUAAUAAUUUGGAGGUCCUCCUCCUGCACCUGCACCACCCGUGCUUCCUAAUCGAUCUGCUCCUUCACCUGCCAAACCGAUCUGCUCCUUCACUGCCAAACCGAUCUGCAUCAUCACUGCCAAACCGAUCUGCUCCGUCACUACCUUUAAGAUCUGCUCCUUCUAGAAAUACUCCCACACCACCUCCCCCACCGCGUCGACCACCACCCCCUGCAAGGACAGCCGUCCCUGCUCCUCCUUCUUUCCCGGCCCGUCCACCGCCACCACCUGCUCGUCCUGCCUCUUCACCUGCUCGACCUUCUUCUCCCCCUGCUAGUCCAGCACCACGUUCUAGUCCUCCAGUUCCGCCUGUAAGGAAAGCCCCACCUCCUCCUCCAGCCAGACCCUUGUCAACUACCGGCUCUCCGGCUCGAGCAGUCCCCCCUCCACCCUCUCGUAGGCCACCUGUAUCCGAAGGUCCCAGAGCUCCUCCAGCUCGUAUCCGACCUUUGUCAGAAGCUGGUUCCCCUCCACAAUUUCCGCCUGUACAUCGCCCUCCACCUUCCCGUCCACCUCCCCCUCCGUCUGCUCCUCUAAGACCUCCUGUAUCUGCCCCUCCUAGACCCCGUACCGUUUUAACACCAGUCAUUGAACCUCCCGCUUUAUCUGUCGAACGGCCCUCCAUAAAUGGUAGUGCUAGGACACCUCCAUCUCGCAAAAUACCUUCUCCCCCUCCAACUUCUGGUUCACAUACAUUUCCCGUAACUGAUUUCCCUCAGCCACGUCCGUUCGUCUCAGCCACAAGGCAAUAUGCCAAUGGUCGAAGCACUGGCAGCGAUUUCGACCUGUCCACUUUAUAACCUGACCCUCGAUGUACAUAGUCUUACUCUAAUCGCAUGAUACAUGAUACAUUGAGCUUUGUUGUCAAUAUAGUUGCUUGGACUCUAAAUUAUACAGUAGACUACGUGGCACUCGAAUUUGUUCCAAAGCAGAUUAUCCAGAAUACAGUGCCACUUGGCACUGACGACCUUCAUUAACAAA